Messenger RNA from Amoebophrya sp. A25, 1406 nucleotides. The record is from the annotation of a GenBank genome assembly. NCBI's taxonomy places the organism in Eukaryota, Dinophyceae, Syndiniales, Amoebophryaceae.
ACCUCCUGUCACUGCGGGAGUUCUACACCGCGACACGGCGGUCGAGGCAGUCCUAUCUCAUGCAUGAAGAGCACUCGUAUGAUGAUAGCGGGAAGCUAAUGGUCAGGCACGGCGUCGCGGGGCCUGUAGUAUACAGCAUGUCUUAUCAGAAAGCUUUGCUCUAUCGGGAUUCCCGAGCGGUAGACUUCGUGCUGCCAUUCACCACAGGCACAGAAGCAGUGGCAGCCGCAGGCCCUUCGUCAUGCUUAGCCAGUUCGAACGAAGACGCGACAGCACUAGAAAUCCGCGCGGCAUACAGAAACAUCAUCGGCGUCAUUCUGAGUAACGCGGCAACGGCUGAAUACUGCAACGGUGUAGUUUUUUGUGACUAUGUCAGCGAUGGUUCGGACGUGAAGAAAAACAGCGGCGAAGAGUCUUCAAGCGGCGAAGGCGUCGACGAGGACGAGAAGGGGGCCUCCCCGUCGAAGAAAAACGCUGUGAAGAAUGUGCUAUGCGUAAACAACUUUGCGGACGUCGAUCCUAAGGGCGACAUCUUCUUGGAGGAAUUUCGCAGGGAGUUGAACUUGCGGAAGGAAGUGGAUCCUGACUUUGAGAAGCAAAGUGCGUACGCAAAGCUCACGCUGGGCGACAUCGAGUUGCAUCACAUUACAGGCAAAUCUGCUCCAGUGACGCGAAAAAACGCAAAAGACACAUUCAAGAGUGACGCGCUUCCUACUAGUCGUGGUAAGAUACGACUAGUCUUCAACUACCAAAUUUAUAGGGAAGGCGUGGACUCGGUAACUGCAAACCUCGUCGCUUUCUUGAAGCCGGUCAAAUCUUGGACGCGGUUCGUCCAAGGUGUGGGGCGUGUGGCGCGGCUUAUCCGAUUAUUAUCAUUCGGGGGCGAGAGUGUCAAUGCGUAUGGCAGGUUUUGUUUUCCCUUUUGCGUGCUAGAGUGUAUAUUUGAGUUUGAAACUAGGCAGAUUGACGCUCCACCUUCUAGAUAUGUGCCGCAUCUAGACGGAGUUCCAAUCUUACUCAUUUCUCACAUUCCAUCCAUUGUUAAAAGCGGGAAGAAAACAAGGACACAGUGGUCGCGUGAGUAUUUUCAUCGUCUUGAUCAUCGUCUUGCCUUUUUCAUAGAAAGGAGAGAAUGCCGAAGAUGCUCGAUCGCAGUGUUGUAAUGUUACCACCUUGCGGGCUGGUUCUGGACAAGAAAAUGAUUGAUGCAGCAGACGAGGAAAUAGAAGCCGACGAUAAAAAAGGCAACAGCCGCGCGCAUAUGCUCCUCGACAAGAAGAUUUCUGCUACUCUCUCCGGUGCCAGGUACAAGGCUAUGCUCCGCCACGUCGGUUUGCUUCAGUAUGGGAUGGAGCCUGAUCAUCAUAGCAGCAUCAACAUCAAGGAGCAGCCGGAUGAGCCUCCCG